AUGGCUUCCAUUCCACUGUUUGUUGAAUGCCAACACAAGCACACCUCAUUCUACUCAGGCCUGACUGCUCAACCACUAAUAAGAUUCACAGGAAACCAAGGGAAAAUCUCAAUACCACAGUCUGAGAAUCAAAAUGAGCUGCGGACUUUUACGUUCUACUUGUCCAAUGUGGGAAAGGACAACCCCCAAGGCAGCUUUGACUGCAUUCAGCAGUACAUUACAAGUGAAGGGAGCAUACAGCUGGACUGCUUGGGUGGGAUCCAGGACAAAAUCACAGUGUGCGCCACAGACGACUCCUACCAGAAAGCCAGGCAAAGCAUGGCUCAUGCCGAGGAGGAGAGCCGCAGCCGUGGAGCCAUCGUCAUCAAGCCUGGUGGGAGAUAUUUGGCUAAGCGGGUACAAAUCCGGAAGCCCAUAAUGGGUGUAUCUGACGUGGCUCCAUCGCGACGGACCUCACGACCCGUUAUCGUCUCCAGCAGUCAAAAAAAGAGCCCACCACGUCCGAUAAGGGAACGGCUGGUGCAUUUACUAGCCCUUAAACCCUACCGCAAACCCGAACUCCUGGUCCGGCUCACCAAGGACGGCCUCUCUUCUCAGGACAAGGAGAUGCUGGACAGCCUCCUGCAACAGGUGGCUAACCUGAAUAGUAAGGACAAUACCUUCACAUUGAAGGAUUGUUUGUUUAAGGAAGUUCAGAAGGACUGGCCUGGUUAUACUGAGGUGGAUCAGCAGAUUCUGAAGAGAAUUCUUGUACGAAAACUUUGUAAGCCUCAGAGUAGCACUCCUGCUGCUGGGGAGAGCCCGGUCAGUCCGCCCAAAGAGCAGGCCAACAGCUCACCCUCACAGCAGAAAAGGCCUGCAGCAGAGUUCAUAGACCCUCUGGCCAACAAGAAGCCUAGAAUAUCGCAUCUGGCCGGCAAGCCUACAGGGCCCAUGAACGGCAAACUGAGCUCCUCCAAUGGGAAGGACUCAUCUAGUUCUCAAGUGGGAGAGACAUCCUCAGGCUCUCAACUCCCUGUGUUAGAAAUCCCCCGACCCUUCGACCCGCUUUCAGACGUCAGUAACGACUCCAACAGUCGAGACUGUGAGAAUCAAGAGGCGGCGGUGGUGGAGAGACUGAGUCAACCUUUGUCGUUCGCACCUCGUUCCACGACGCAAGUGGAAGGGGUGGGCUCAAUGACCCCAGCCCACGGCAGCCUGGAUGAGUCUCGGGGUCGGACGAAUCUGUCCUCCCUGCAUGGCAAGUCAAAGAAGAAGUCCAAGAAACACAAGGACAAAGACAAGUCUAAGGAAAAAGACAGGGACAGAGAGAAGGACAUGAAGAAGGAGAGAAAAAUCGAGGAAGAACGUGGCUCAGAUCAGAGGAAACCCUGCGAAGUCACAACGAGUGAUGGGAGCACAGGUGUGAACGGAACGUGUGACAGCUCCAGUAUUCCUGCGUCUUCAUCGGAGAUGGCAGACUAUUUAUUAAAGUACACAGUGAUAAGCUCGCAAGAGCAGCGUCAGAGUUACAAGAACGACUUUAAUGCAGAGUACAGUGAAUACCGGGGACUCCAUGCACGGAUAGAGAGCAUAACCCGACAGUUCACUAUACUCGACUCUGAGCUCAAACAGCUCCAACAAGGCACAGACAAGUACAAGACAAUCCACAAUCAGAUACUUCAAGAGUAUCGGAAAAUAAAAAAGAUUAAUCCAAACUAUAGCCAAGAGAAGAACCGCUGUGAAUAUCUACACAACAAACUGGCACAUAUAAAAAAACUGAUAGCAAAAUAUGAUCAUCAGCAACUGUAAAACUGGCACAAAUAACACGUUUUUCCCCGUUUUUCUCUCAAUUUUCCUUCUCUUUUGAGAGCGAAAGAAACUGGAUUAUUUUUGUUUUUCUUGGCUUCCUCUAAAAACAAGUUGCUCUAAUUUAAAAUGCCAUGAAACAGAUAGUUUCUCCUAAAAUGAGCCAAGAGCUCUAGUGAAGACAAUGCAGACCCUUGAAUCAUAUUUUUAUUUUUUUUUUAUUUUUUUUUUUUAUGGGACUUGGGACAAGGGCAUACUUUGUCGUACUCACCUGUGUAGCCUACUACAUUAUGGGAUAGCCAUGUGUGACAUUGGUUGCUCGCUUCCCUUUUCAAAGGCCUCAGAGUGUAAAAAUCCUUCUGUGGAAACCUUGCUCUUGUUUUCCAAACAGGGAUAUCCAACAGAUAUACACAUAUAAUGGAUUAGGCAAAUCCCAAUCCCAGUUUCUUAUAGUUUCAAGUUUAGGAAAAUAAAAAAUAAAAAAAAUUCUUUGUGCUAAAAUGGAGGGUUCUAAUGAUAAACUAUUUUAUUCCUUUUAUAUUUAUUUUUUCCUGCUCUGUUGUCUUCCAUAGGGAUACAUCAGUCUGAUUUAUAAUUUCACACUCCUUGGUAUGAGUGCUAAACACAUUUUCCCAUCCCUUUUGGUCUUUAUUACCUUAAAUCAGUCAGUAUUUCAUGCAAAAAGCUGCCUUGAAUUUCAAGAGAUCCCUGUUGCAGAACAGUUUUCCCCUAUCGACAUAACAUUGUCUUUUUUUUUUUUAAUUUAUUUUCACUUUUUUUCUUUGUGCUAUAGUGUCUGAAAUAGCACACUUUGUCUUCUCUGGUCCUUUAUUUUGUGCAAUGUGCUAGACCAUGUGCAGUGGACAUGAAUUGGAUGCCUAUCAGAAGAAGAUCUCUAUACAUAGGCUUUGAAAGUAUUAAUCUACAAUUGAGACCCAUUCAUUUGGGCAGCUGUGGUAGAACUGAACGACAUACUAUAAAAUGAUCCAUGUCCGAGCUUUUUCAGUUUAACUUUCCAUUCCAGAGGUGAGCGUGCUACAGUUUAGGUGCAUCUUUGCUCUAAAUUACAGUGCAAUAUUUUUGGUUUCAGACCAAAUCUCUGUAGCAUCCUUUAGCUCAAGUUCAGAUCAUUACAAAAGAGUUUUUUUACUGAGAAAAUAUGAUGCUGCCGUGUCAUAUCCAAGGAAUGGAAUCAGUUGUAAUUAAGGUGUGGCCAUAUGUUGCAAACAUGUGCCUCUCCCAAGCUGUGGUUCAUCUCUUCUGUAUCUCCAGUAAUCCAGUAUUGCAAGUUAUGAGUGUUACAGUAACAUGUCAGGUCCUGACACUUGCGGCCAAAUUUAUGAUGCCAUUCUUUUAGAAAAUAAUGAUUAUCCCUUUAAUGUGGCCCGUUUGUACAUGCAUUGGGCUAGUUGGUAAAGAAUGCCUAAAAUACAAGGAAUGUAAACUUAUACACUCAUUGAACACUGUCUUCUACUGUCUUAACCCUUUAGCAGUCCAAUGCUUUCUUGAAUACUGAGUAUUUAUGGGGGGGUUUUGUACCGUUUCUGACAGUAUUUUUUUCCAAACAGUGUCCUCCACGUCCAGACAUGACUGUUAAAUUCUAUUAAGGUAUCGGUCACUAAUGGCAUCUUAUCACGAGCACUCACUAUCAAGUGUAUCUGUGGGUGAAGGAUCCAUUACAAGCCUCUGAAAUAUUUCAAUGGGAUCGUCCUCACGUUACUGUUGUAUUCGCCUCAUGGAAGCUCAACCACAAGUUGCUCAUCUGUCAGGUCCUGUUUAAGCAUCAAUUGUACUUCUGAUAUCUGAACUCUUGUUUAAAUAUUAAAAUUCAGCACUUUGCUCAGCUUCAUGCUGUUACUCUUACCUGGGUUUUGUGUUUAUGCAUGCUUUCUGACUGUUUAAAGAUAAGAGAUUGAAGAAAGACCUGUGUUUAUAGUGGUUUUACACUGCUGUUCAAUGUUCAAAAGCAUUCAAAGCCAAACAAAAGCCAAAUAUUUCUAACUGUCCCAUUUAAAGUUACUGGGGCCCAACAUUGGUUCAGUGCUGAAGUUGUAAAUCUUUAAAAUGUGCCUUAUUUAAAUAAGGCACAUUUGACCAUAAAAUUGAAGUGAUAAAGCACUGAAAAAUGUAUGAACUUAUUCGAUAUACCAUCAAUAUUUACCAGGUGGAGUCUGGAUUUAAAUGGACACAAAUCAAACGUUAGAUCUUGAGAACUUUAAAAUUUUUAUUUGUAGUCAACAAUUACCUUCUUUGGUUGCAGUCUUUUACAUUACCUGGAGAAGAAAAAAACAGAAAAUGAAGCAAAAGCUCAAUGGAGAAUGAAUGACGUUUGUUUGGAUUUGGAGGUAUGAUAAUGUUUCGAAUUAUGGCAAGACAACUGGGGAAAUGUGCCAAAUGACCUGUUGUAUAGGUUUGCAUCAUUGAAAUAUGUUGCCAUUUAGCAAAUACAGAAACACAAGCAAGUGGGGGAAGCUUUGGAAGGAAGGGUUGUGAUGUCAACGCUAAAACCCAAAGCGUGCUUUUUGAAACAAGGGACUGGGACUGAAAUUUAUCUUGAUAUCUCAAUAAAAUUCUUGAAAAACA
Molecule: messenger RNA, 4371 nt
Organism: Xyrauchen texanus (razorback sucker)
Lineage: Eukaryota; Metazoa; Chordata; Actinopteri; Cypriniformes; Catostomidae
Product: RNA polymerase II elongation factor ELL-like
Exons: 12
Coding region: 1-1791 (596 amino acids)
Biological process (GO): transcription elongation by RNA polymerase II; positive regulation of transcription elongation by RNA polymerase II; snRNA transcription by RNA polymerase II
Cellular component (GO): transcription elongation factor complex
Molecular function (GO): cis-regulatory region sequence-specific DNA binding
Source: RefSeq, a predicted model, not a curated record